Trichobilharzia szidati is the source of this 222-nucleotide messenger RNA. Lineage: Eukaryota; Metazoa; Platyhelminthes; Trematoda; Strigeidida; Schistosomatidae. The record is from the annotation of a GenBank genome assembly.
AUGAAAAAUCCAGAACACGAAUCUGUUAGAGAGUUUGAAAGUGUAAAACGACUGUAUGAUACAAACACCUUAGCAAUUACAGCCCUAAAACCAGUUGAAGAAUUAAGAUUACAGAUAACAGAGACUUGUAAUUUUCUUCACUCAAGAAACCUGAACCUAAAACUGACUGAUUACGGUCGAGCGCGCCAUUCAGACUUCAAGGUCUCAACGUUAAGUUGUUAA